Cuscuta epithymum is the source of this 1117-nucleotide messenger RNA. NCBI's taxonomy places the organism in Eukaryota, Viridiplantae, Streptophyta, Magnoliopsida, Solanales, Convolvulaceae. The record is from the annotation of a GenBank genome assembly.
UAAUAAGGUGUAAAUAAAUGCACAAGCCUCUUGUCUAAGUUCAUGGUAUAUGUCUAAGAAAAGAUGAGAUGAUGAUCCUUCCUACAAUACAACUUGUCUAGUGCCUUAAUUAGUUCCAUUCCCAGACCAAAUCUCUCCUCAUUGUCUCCAUACACAGUUUCUGAAACUUUUUUUUCUCUCUGCUUCACUACACUUAUUUAUACUUCACCAUUUUCUUGACCUAAGAAAGAACUAUUAGGCUAUACUAAAAAUGAUAAAGCAAAGCAAGAUGGCAUUGUGCAAAGGAAAGCGAUCUAAGCGUCCUCGGGCAUCACCGCCCCGGGUGGCGGUUUAUUCGAGCUCCUCCGGGAGCGGUGACGGUGGCAGCAUGUUUUGUCCUUCAUUUGAUCAUUCUCAGGCAAGUUCUAGCAGCCAGAUAUCCACCGAAGAGGACGAGGACGUGGCACAUUGUCUAAUUCUCUUGGCACGUGGCGGUCCUAAGGCGGCGAAGAUUAAAACCGCCAGCACGGCGGCGGUCAGCGGCGGUUACGAGUGCAAGACAUGUAGCCGGAGAUUCCCAUCGUUCCAAGCCUUAGGUGGGCAUCGAGCAAGCCAUAACAAGAAACAGAGCACAUCGGAUAAUCAAGAAAGCCGCCAGAAGGACGGCGGCGCCGGAAAAACAGAGGACAUGAGAAGUAAUAGGAUUCACGGGUGUUCGAUUUGUGGGUCGGAGUUCUUUUCCGGCCAGGCGUUGGGUGGUCACAUGAGAAGACACCGGCCGUUACAUAUGAACGGUGUUACUAUUAGUACUACGAAAGCCGCCGCGUCCACCUCCAUGGAUGACGAUGAUCAUGAAAAGCCUGCAACUGGUUUUACCCUCGAUCUUAACUUACCAGCUCCACGCGAAGAUCAAGCCGGUGAUGAUGAUGAUGGUAAUUCCAUGUCAGUAAGUUCUGUCUUCUCCGGGCCGGAUUCGUUGGAUUGCCAUUACUGAUUAAUUAAUUUUAAUUAAUGUAGGCUUAAUUAAUAUUAUGUGGAAUAUUACAGUAGAAUGUAAAUAGAUGGUAGGCCAGUCCAAGUUAAAGCAAUGUAAUUUCUGCAUACGUAUGAUUUUUUAAUGUUUUGUGAUACGAUUGUA